Messenger RNA from Pseudozyma flocculosa PF-1, 3429 nucleotides. RefSeq lists its product as uncharacterized. The transcript has a single exon. The record is from RefSeq and is a predicted model, not a curated record. The coding region runs from base 1 to 3429 and encodes 1142 amino acids. Gene Ontology annotation, molecular function: nucleic acid binding. Lineage: Eukaryota; Fungi; Basidiomycota; Ustilaginomycetes; Ustilaginales; Ustilaginaceae.
AUGGCCAGGCCAGACGGGCGACCGCCGAGGCCGCGCUCCAAGUCUGCGGCGCGCAGCUUCACAGGCCGGUCCGAAUCCGCCCUCAGCCGCCGUUCCUCGCGCACCUCGUUCAUCACGGCCGCCGGCGCGUCCGUCAGCGAUCCGGCAGAGCCGCGCAGCAGCUUCACCGCCGACUCCGUCACCGACGGGCUUCGGGACGACGACGACGACGACGAUGACGACGACGACUCUUCAAGCGUCUCGGACAGCCCGGAGCCCCGAUUCGCAGCCCGCAGGGAUUCGGGCGAGUCGCUCCACCGCUCGCCUCCGACAUCGCAAGACGAUGCCACCACGCUCUCGACCCUCGAGGAGCCCACACCGCAGCCGCAGCGCAUCGCCUCCAAGAAGCAGCAGUCGAAGCUCGCACCGGCACCGGCUCUGGCCGAGGCCAUGGCGAGCCCGCGCUACAGCAGGGACGACCGACGCUUCCUGUCGCCCUCGCCCACUCCGCGCAAGUCGAACGCACCGGCCAGGGAGAGCCGCCGCUUCUCCAAGGCCAGUCACCUGACGCUGCCCUAUGAGCGCUCCGAGGUGGGCGACUACGACUACGACGACGGCAGGGACCGCGACCGCCGCUCCUCGACGCUGCGCCCGAGCAAGUCGAGCUCCCGCAUCAGCUCCCAAAACCUCGAGCCGCCCUUUCCCGACCGCCGCAAGAGCCGCUCCCGCUCCUUCACCGACGGCGGCGGCGACCGUUCCGACUCGAGGCUCAGCAGGCUGGCGCCUCCGCUGCCGCUCGGGGGCCAGCGUGCCUCGGUGCGCGGCUCGAUGCUGUCCGGCUACGCGCCAUCGUCGCCGGGCUCUGACCGUUUCUCGAUGCGCGACGGUCCCAUGAGCCCCAACCGCUCGCUCCUCUCGCCCCACCAACGCUCGCCGCGCAAAAAGGACCGCAGCGACACGGCCAGCAUCGCGACCCGGACCACCGCCCGAGGCGCAGGCCGGGGUGCCGCCUCGAUCCGCAGCGGCGUCGCCGGCGACGGCGAAGGCCUGGCCUCCCCGACCGACAAGGUCCUCGACCCGGAGAGCCACGUGUUCCCCGGUACAAAGAUCCGCAAGCACAUCGAGCCUCCGCUGACGGACGCGAUGCGCAGCGUGCUGCGCCAGUUUGGCGGUCGCAACAUGGGCGACCACGGCUGCAACGGCUACCCGAUCGCGGUCUUUGUCGGCGCAACCGCCCUCGACACGGGCUCCGUCAUCCACCCGCACGUCUCGGGCGGCAUCUCGCUCUACUUUGGCGCGGGCCACCCCAAGAACAUGGCCGUCGUGCUGCCAGACGAGGAUCGCAUCCCGCGCCACAUUCCCAACCCCAAGGCGCCCACUCCCGUGUCGCUCUCGCGCCGCGCCGAGCUCCGAGCCGCAGUCGCAGCGCUCAAGACGGUGUUUGACCUCUACCGCGGCCGCGCUUGCGCCCACAUCUGCAUCGACAGCGCCUACGUCGCCAAGGCCUGGGCCACCUGGAUCCCGACCUGGGACGCCCAGGGCUGGCCGGGUGAAGAGGAGCCCGAGCAGUGGAGCCGCCGCCGCCACCGCGACGACGACGACUACCGCUCCGACGACGACGACUACACCAGCUACAGCGACGACGACCGCGGCGGACGCAGGCGGAACCAGCGCAGGCACAGGGGAGACCGCCGCGACGGCGGCUAUGCCAGCGAAGGCGGUCGGGGCGCUCGCUACGAGGACGAGCAGCGGCGCCGCCGUCACCGCGAGAAGGGCCGCAGGGACGACCGCGAUCGCGAUCGCCCGCGCGACGACUGGCUCGCCGACGACCCCUAUGGAGACCGGCGCCAGUCGCGCAGGCCUGGUGGCGGAGGCUACGCCAGCGACCGAGGCUCUCGCCGUGGAGGCGGAAGUGAGGGAGGCAGGCGCCGCCGCCGCCGUCACGACGACUACUCGGACGACGAUGACGACUAUUCCGAUUACGACGAUCGCAGGUCCUCGUCCCGAAAGCGCGGUAGCCAGCGCGGAGGCGGAGGCGGGCGCCGUACCGCCGACGACGACCGCGACGACGACCGCCGCCGGCCCGGAUCCAAGCGCCGCGGCGGUGGCAAGUCGACUGCGGCCGGUGCCACGAGCCGCAAGCUGGUCGACGAGGACCUGCUGCGCGAGCUGGCCGACAUCCGGUACGAGUUUGCGCUCGUCGAGCAGAAGCGCAUCGGCAGCGCGCACCUCUACCUCAUCGACCGCACGCACAAUCCGGCCGACCGGAUGGCGCGCGCCGUGGCCAAGAGCGAGGGCGGCCUGCUGGGCGCCACCGUCGACCACGGUGUCGGGUCCGCCUCGGUCCUGGGCGACGACGACGACUUUGUCGGAGACCACGCCCGCAGCCCGGCGACCGCCCGUAAGGUCGCCGCCGACCGCAUGACGCUGCGCGAGGACGACGACGACUUCUACUACGACGAGACGAGGUCGAUGGCCGAGCACCGCGUCGCCAGCCGCAUCCGCUCGCGGCGAAGCAUCGACAUCGAGAGCCGGCGCCAUCCCAUGCCUUCCUCGGGACGCGCCAGCCUCGAUGUCGGAGGCAAGGACCGCUCCUCGAUGUCCGACGACCACCGCCUCAGCCAGGCCAGCAGCGUGCUCGCCUCGGCCGCUCGGGUUCGGCCCACGGCCAAGGGCAGGGACGCCAACGGCUCUCGUCUCGGCGGCAGCGCUCUGUCGGUCUACGAGGAGGAGGACGAAGACGCGGCCGACUUUGACGACGACGACGGCCGCCUUUCGACCCGCACGCCGCCUUCGCGCGCCGAGCUGGAGCGCGACGAUUACCUCGCUCGCCAGGCGGAACGCGAGCAGGUGGCCGGCGGCACCCGCAGUCGCCUUGCACCUCCAUCGUCGGGGCGCUUCCGAGACGCCCUUGGCAGUUCCCGAGGCUCGAUGGACCGACGCCGCUUCGCCGCCAGCCAGCCGGACCUUCAUGAGGGUAGCGGAGGCCGACGACCGCUGUACGCCGACGACGGCGACGAUUUCGACGACCGCCGCUCCAUGAUGUCGUCGGCCACGGGCCGGGAGCGUCGAGGGGCCAGCAGCGGCGUGGCUGGCGUGGGUGCAGGCGCCUCGCGCAGCCGCAACCUCUUCCCGCCGUCGCCGUCUUCGGCGCGGGGCUCGCUCGACUCUCGGCGCACGGCCACGCUGCGUUCGCACCACGGUCCAGGCCUGGCGCCCGAAGAGGAGGGGUACGACUGGGACACGAGGUCGACGGCCUCGUCGACGCGGCGCAGCUUCAUGGGCCGGCGCAAGAAGAGCGCCGCGCCGCCCAACGGAGCCGACCCGCGCCGGCCCAGGGACUGGAGGGGCAAGACGGCCGUCGACUUUGAAGAGGAGCUCGCCGCUUCGGGCCGAGGCGAAAAGAAGAGCGGCGGCAUCUUUGGCAAGCUCUUUGGCAAGCGACGGUGA